Pseudomyrmex gracilis is the source of this 1637-nucleotide messenger RNA. It is a transcript of the gene Atg4a, whose product is annotated as cysteine protease ATG4B. Gene Ontology annotation, molecular function: protein-phosphatidylethanolamide deconjugating activity. The coding region runs from base 309 to 1463 and encodes 384 amino acids. Lineage: Eukaryota; Metazoa; Arthropoda; Insecta; Hymenoptera; Formicidae. The record is from RefSeq and is a predicted model, not a curated record. The transcript has 10 exons.
ACGUGAUCUUCUCGAACGCAACCUGUCUAUGUUCAUCUAUGUUUAUGCUACAGUCUAUUGAUGACAGAUUUCUUAACCUCUUGAACGUUUUUAUAUGAAUAAGUUCGAUUCAUGUUUUAGAUGAAUUCUUUUUCUUACUUCGAGUGAUCCUUUUGGCUCUUGUGAUCUUGCGUUCUACAUAAAAUCGAAGACAAAUGAGCACAAGAUCGCUCUCAUUUGCCUUGAAAGACAAAUAGGAAAUCAUUUGUCCUACAAUUUAGAGAGUUGUAUCUCUCUCUCUUCCAAUACUACAUGUGCAAGCGGUAAUAAUGGACAGUCUAUUCACGCAAAAUGUUCUUGAUGAAGCAGAAGAUAUACCACAAAUAGAUGAGUCUGUUUGGAUUCUUGGCAAGAAGUACAACGCUAUAAAAGAACUCGAUGCAAUACGCAGAGAUAUCCGAUCAAAAUUGUGGUUUACUUAUCGCAAAGGUUUUAUUCCUAUUGGUGGUUGUAGCUCUACAUUCACAUCAGACAAAGGUUGGGGUUGUAUGUUGAGAUGUGGUCAAAUGGUGCUUGCUCAAGCUUUAAUCACAUUACAUUUAGGUAAAGACUGGCAAUGGAUACCAGAAACAAAGAACAGUACGUAUAUAAAAAUUUUAAAACGCUUUGAAGAUAAACGAGCUGCUGCCUUUUCUAUUCAUCAAAUUGCAUUGAUGGGUGCAUCAGAAGGAAAAGAAGUUGGACAGUGGUUUGGACCUAACACCAUUGCACAAGUAUUAAAGAAAUUAGUUGUGUAUGAUGAAUGGAGCUCCAUUACUAUACAUGUUGCGCUAGACAAUACAUUAAUAAUUAACGAUAUUUUGAGACAGUGUAGAAUAGAUGGGGGCGUGACGGCGGAAAUAGAUGGAGAAAUGCCCUUGAGGGCACCUAGUCAAUGGAAACCUUUAUUGUUGUUAAUUCCUCUGCGCCUCGGACUCAGUGAGAUAAAUCCUGUGUAUAUUAAUAGUCUUAAGACAUCAUUUAAGAUUUCACAAUCUCUGGGAGUGAUCGGAGGAAAACCUAAUCUUGCUCUAUACUUUAUUGGUUGUGUAGGAGAUGAAGUAAUUUAUUUGGAUCCUCAUACUACACAGAAAUCAGGAAAUAUUGAAGACAAGACAAACGAAGAAGAAAUCGAGAUGGAUGCAACGUAUCACUGCAAAACAGCUAGUCGAAUGCCUAUUACGGAUAUGGAUCCUUCUGUAGCACUUUGCUUCUUCUGUGCCACAGAAAAGGAAUUCAAAUCUUUAUGUAAAUCAAUGCAAGAAGAAUUACUUUUGCCAGAAAAGCAUCAGCCAUUGUUUGAUCUUUGUACAGAACGUUUGGUACACUGGUCACCAGCGAAAGAAGCUGUUUCUGAUGUGAAAGCAGCUUCCAGUUUUGUAGACUUUGAACACAUUGAACGUCAGUACGACACAUCUGAUGAAGAUUUUGAACUGCUUGGUUGACAUCUAUCUAGUUCAUCUAGUGUUAUAUGAUAAGAUGUAAAAUAAUAAUUUAAUAUUACAUGAUAAUAUAUGUGUGUUUUUAAAGACAAUUUCUAUUUUUGACUAGCGCAAUAAAAACUUCAAUGUUAAUAUAAAACAAUUUAGUUAUGUACAUAUAUAUAUAUAUAUAUAUAU